Molecule: messenger RNA, 471 nt
Organism: Arabidopsis arenosa
Lineage: Eukaryota; Viridiplantae; Streptophyta; Magnoliopsida; Brassicales; Brassicaceae
Source: the annotation of a GenBank genome assembly
UUCACCAUAAACAAAAAGAAUCUGAACCAACAAAGCCAAACAUGAAAGGCACAUUUACUAACUUGCUUGUGCUUCUCCUCAUUGCACUUGUUUGUGCCAAUGUCGGUGCUAGGAAACUUAUUCCCGGAGAUACCCAAUUCAAGGAUGAAAAAUCUUUCCUCGGAGGGGGCGGAAGCGGUGGUGGCCUAGGGCUUGGCCUUGGUGGAGGAGCUGGUCUUGGUGGACUUGGGAUUGGGGCUGGGAUCGGCGCAGGAGCCGGACUAGGGUUAGGUGGAGGCGGUGGUGGUGGACUUGGAGGUGGUGGCGGUGGACUCCUCGGUGGAGGCGGCUUUGGCGGAGGAGCCGGUGGCGGACUCGGUGGCCUUCCUUGAACGUAUUGUCAAGUGUGCGUGUGAGAGCUGAUUCUCAGCUUAUUACACCAAUUAAGUCACUUUCAUAAUUUCAUUGUAUUAAUAAAUAUUGAGGGUUUGA